UUCAUCCCAUAAUUACGGACGAUCUCAAAAAUCAGAGAGAAUAAAAAACAACCACAGAAUAUCCUACCUUACCUCUGUUUUCUCAUUACUACAAUAAGCUCUUUUUUCAUGUUCUUUUUUUCCCUUUGCUUUAUUUGUGUGUUUAUUAGUCAUUCACUCUCUUCUCGAAUGCCUCACACACAUAUCCUUCUCUCAUUCAUCUUCCCCUACCUUCAGAUUGACAAAAAUGGUGAUAUUCAAGAUCACGCGCGUCGAGACUACGCCAUUCGAAGGCCAGAAGCCUGGUACUUCCGGUCUCCGGAAGAAGGUGAAGGUGUUCGUACAACCUCAUUACUUGCAAAAUUUUGUUCAGGCAACAUUCAAUGCCCUUGGAGCUGACAGAGUUAAAGGUGCUACGCUUGUCGUUUCUGGUGAUGGCCGCUACUAUUCGAAGGAUGCCAUCCAGAUCAUUACAAAAAUGGCAGCAACAAAUGGAGUUAGACGUGUUUGGAUUGGUCAAAAUGGACUUUUGUCCACUCCUGCCGUAUCAGCUGUAGUUCGUGAGAGAGUCGAGGCUAAUGGUUCUAAAGCUACUGGGGCAUUUAUAUUGACAGCAAGUCACAACCCAGGUGGCCCUCAUGAGAAAUAUGAAGAACGAGGUUCCCAGCUACGGUAUGGUUAGCACACCCUCACUCUUGUUGGAUUGGUGGAGGAGUAUUCCAUCAAAUGACCAAAUCAAUGAAUGGAAAGAGAGGGACGCCAAAGCUAGCAAAAAGUUGGAAUAUUUGGAAU
Molecule: messenger RNA, 771 nt
Organism: Nicotiana tabacum (common tobacco)
Lineage: Eukaryota; Viridiplantae; Streptophyta; Magnoliopsida; Solanales; Solanaceae
Source: RefSeq, a predicted model, not a curated record